AUGAUGAGGAGACGACGAGCAAUCGAUCAGAGAACAAGUUUGACAGCAACGCCGCUUUCGCCGGCGGCGGUUUCAUGCCUUCACAGACAACUACGCAACUUUGCAUCGUCCUUCAAGAACCGCGAUGUAAGUACCUUGCUUCCCCUGACACUGAAGCAGUUGAAUAGCGUAUCAACCAAUGGUGAAUCAAACUUCUCCAUAGACGGCGUUGACAUUAACACCGUUGCAAUUGUUGGACGAGUUGCUAGAAUGGAGAACAUAAUCACCCAAGUUGACUUUGUUGUAGAUGAUGGUACAGGCUGCAUUGAAUAUAACUGCUGGUGUUAUGAACGUCAAGAAACUGAAGUGGAAGCAGUCAGGCUGGGAAUGUAUGUUCGCCUACAUGGACACCUUAAAAAUUUCCAGGGGAAGCGAUCUGUGAAUGUUUUCUCAGUCAGGCCUGUCACUGACUUCAACGAGAUUGUUCACCACUUUACCGAGUGUAUCUCUGUUCACAUGUACAACACCAAGUGGCUCUGUUACUCAGGCUACUGCUACUGCUAUUCAACAACGCCAACCCCUGCAAAUCCAUACCAAACUGGUCCAUCUAAUCAGUUACCAAACCAAUUCAAUGAUCCAAUGCACGGGGUAAAGCAGGAGGUCAUGAAUUACUUGAAUCAACCUAUGCACCUGGAUGCGUUAGAACAGCUCGCAAACGGUGCAUGUGUACUCGACUACGGACGAGACUUGCUUCAAAUCAACCGCAAAUACAUGAUCAAAAUCGAUUUAUCUCUCACAUUUCAAUCUUCCUCUAUAGUUAUAAAGCAUUUUUGUAUAGGCCCUAAGCUUUUGGAUUUCUUAAAAACCAAUCUAAAAGUUCAAUCAAAAUCAUUCCCGUCAUUUGAUAACUUCAGAUCAAAUUUGAAUCGAGAAACUUUCAACCGCCAUAGACAUAAUGUUGGACUGGGCCGUUGUCUUCAGGGGUGGCUAUUGAUCGCCGCUAACUUUGGUGUAGCUAUUGGUCGCUGUUGCUUGGUCUACUGGUUAUCAAGGUUGCCGAUUGCUGCUACUUGGUUUUCUAGUUAUCAAGGCUCGAGCUUGCUAGACUUGUCCACUGGAGCUGUUCAAGGGGUUAAAGUUAAUGUCCGGGAAAUCUGA
Messenger RNA from Thlaspi arvense, 1137 nucleotides. NCBI's taxonomy places the organism in Eukaryota, Viridiplantae, Streptophyta, Magnoliopsida, Brassicales, Brassicaceae. The record is from the annotation of a GenBank genome assembly.